AUGUUCCUGCUCCUCACGCUAUUAUCACCGUUGAUCGCUAGCACCGUGGUCAAUGCCGGCCCCAAUCAGGCUCACUACUCCUACCACGAGCUGUGGAUGCUGCAGAACUAUUUCUGGCAGAAUUUCCUCUAUCCCGUUAAUCGAGGGCACAUUGAAGCCAACGAUUCCUCCAUCUUCGCUGCCAAUGUGCAAGGCCGAGUCCAUGCCACUCGCACCUUUGACGGUCGCGAACUCAACAACGAGUACAUCUUUGGCCUCUUCUCGCAGCCCGACCAUCCGAGCAUCUUCGGGCCUCCCAUCGCUUACAACAUCACGCAGUUCGCGGCCACCGACAACAUCGUCGCUGCCACCACUCUCAUCACCUUCAACAUCACCACCUUCCAGCUGGUAAUCCCCGCGGCCAUUGACACCUGGUUCCAGUACGACUCGUUUGGCAAGAUCACCCAGUAUGAUGCCGUCUUCCGCUGGUUGGAUUACCUCUUCGUUCCUCUCAUGGAGGCCGCAGGGAAGAUGUUCCACCUCACCGAUGCCGCCCAGAUCCAGUCCAGGGUGGCUACGUUGCUCGCCGACACUAUCUGCCAGACACAUCAGGAUCAUUGUCGAGGGUCAAACCAACAGUACGCCUCCAAGGAGGAAUGCGUCGUCUUUCUGACACAGAGGGUUCGGUUCGGGCAGCCGUACGAGAUGGGCAGGAACACUUUGCUGUGUCGCGAAGUGCAUGACAACAUGGUGCAAUUCAACCCUGCCGUACAUUGUGCCCACAUUGGCCCCAGUGGUGGUGGUUAUUGUGUCGACGAUAUGACCUAUCAGCAGGUGGUGCUGGAGAAAUAUUUCCGACACUCGUGGGUGCCCUAUGGAUACGCCAAUCACAAUCCGUGGGUAGCUGUAGCGACAUAG
Aspergillus homomorphus CBS 101889 is the source of this 897-nucleotide messenger RNA. RefSeq lists its product as uncharacterized. Lineage: Eukaryota; Fungi; Ascomycota; Eurotiomycetes; Eurotiales; Aspergillaceae. The transcript has 2 exons. The coding region runs from base 1 to 897 and encodes 298 amino acids. The record is from RefSeq and is a predicted model, not a curated record.